AAAAAUCUGAGAAAGAGAGGGUCUGGGCUGACCCCGCUCUAAGGAAAAGAAACGGAUCUCUUGCGGUGACUCGGGCCCUGUGUCGGGUCAACCCGGUGGUCCCGCGCACCUAGCACCAUGGAGAUGUGGCCUCGUCUCGGGGCCACCUGUUUGCUGGGCUUCAGUUUCCUGCUCCUGAUCACCUCUUCUGACGGACACAUUGGGCUUGGAAAGGGUUUUGGGGAUCAUAUUCACUGGAGAACACUAGAAGAUGGGAAGAGAGAAGCAGCAGCCAGUGGAUUGCCUAUUAUGGUGAUUAUCCAUAAGUCUUGGUGUGGAGCUUGCAAAGCUUUAAAGCCCAAAUUUGCAGAAUCUACAGAAAUUUCUGAACUUUCCCAUAAUUUUGUUAUGGUAAAUCUUGAGGAUGAAGAAGAACCCAAGGAUGAAGAUUUCAGCCCUGAUGGGGGUUAUAUUCCACGAAUUCUUUUCUUGGAUCCUAGUGGCAAGGUGCAUCCUGAAAUCAUCAAUGAGAAUGGAAACCCCAGCUACAAGUAUUUCUACAUCAAUGCUGAGCAAGUUGUUCAGGGGAUGAAGGAAGCUCAGGAAAGACUGACAGGUGAUGCCUUCAGAGAAAAACAUCUUGAAGAUGAAUUGUAACACAGAUAUAUCCCUUCCUUCAUUAAAAAUAGUGUUCUGGAAGGAAAGCAGCAGAGGAGGGAAUAUUGAGGAAUUGCCCAAAACAAUUAAACUGACCAGGAAACCUUUUUUCUUCCUACACUGGAAGGAGCUCUCUCACUGUGGAAGAGAUCUGUUAAAAGAAGCUGGUCUGAUUGUUUGUGGAUCCAGCAGUGUGGCAGACUUGCUUCUUUUGCUCCCUGUCACCUAAGUGUCCAUCUGUCUUUGAAUGUAAAGAAUGAAACCUGACACAGAACUUGAGCCACUUGGAGGUUAAUACCUCACUUACACUUCAGUAUUUUGAGUCUUUUCCCAUUUCCUCCUGCUUUACUUACCUUAGUGGUGAAAGAGACUAGUAGCAUCUUUUCUACAAUGUUAAAAUGGCCGGAAUAGCAAUUUUUAAGAAAACAGUAAAUCCUAAAUGUAAAUCAGUAAUUCUAUCCCCUGUCAAGGAGACCAGCCUGUUUUUUUGUCUUUUUCUCCUGGGAAUAAUCUUGGGCUUCUUCCUGAAUCCCUGCAUCCUCCUUCCUCUUUUCCUGCUCAGGCUGUUAGCAUGCAUGCGUGUGCAGGAAUGACUAUGUGCUUGGACUGAGCCCCAGCUGGAAGCAUGCUUUCCCUUAUUACUGUUGGAGAAACUCAAACCUUCAAGCCCUAGGUGGAGCCAUUUUUGUCAAAUCAUCAAUGAUAUUUUUGUACUGGGGUUAAUCCCCCCAAAAAGAUAAAAUAUUAAUUGUUCAUUAAACUUUAAUAAAACUUUAAAAGGAAA
Messenger RNA from Marmota flaviventris (yellow-bellied marmot), 1420 nucleotides. RefSeq names its product thioredoxin domain containing 12 (gene Txndc12). NCBI's taxonomy places the organism in Eukaryota, Metazoa, Chordata, Mammalia, Rodentia, Sciuridae. The record is from RefSeq and is a predicted model, not a curated record. Gene Ontology annotation, cellular component: endoplasmic reticulum.